Oncorhynchus masou masou (cherry salmon) is the source of this 3074-nucleotide messenger RNA. RefSeq names its product aerolysin-like protein. The transcript is spliced from 4 exons. The record is from RefSeq and is a predicted model, not a curated record. NCBI's taxonomy places the organism in Eukaryota, Metazoa, Chordata, Actinopteri, Salmoniformes, Salmonidae. Bases 1835 to 2767 code for a protein of 310 amino acids. Gene Ontology annotation, cellular component: extracellular region.
CAAUGUCCCUGAAUAGUUAUUAUGCUAAUGAUUAUACUUGCUAUAUGAGGAAUAUUUGAGAGCUACAUUUUUAUUUUAACCAACUAAUUAACAAAACACUUCAGGUGACAAUGCUUCCAAUAUUCUGAAACAGUUGCUACAUCAGUUAAAAAGUCUAGUUAAACAAGCAUGGUAUGGGUUUGUUGUUCCCCAAGAUGAAAUUGGGGAGGGGACUACGGAUCUGUCUCUGUCCGUCUGUUGGUAUGUUUGUUUGUACUUUAGUAAAACAAGAUAUCUCUGAGAGCACUGGGCUGAUUUUGACAAAACUUGGGUGAAUGAUUCAUCUUGCCAUAGAGAUCCAACAUUUACAAAAUUACACUGAUUGCUCCAAGGUGGGAGUUAUGGUAUUUAACUGCAAUUUGUUAGUAACACACAAUAAGUCAAUUGGCCCAGACUGUUGAGUGUAGUGCUUUACAUCAAGCUGUCUCUUAACCUUGAAUACACUGAUUGACACAUCUAGCAUUGAGUUCUGAAAUGUUCAAAGUAGGUGAUUGGUGCUAUCUCGGGCAAAUAACAGGCUUUGUUCAGUCACUUUACCAACUUUAUUAUCCAUAAUGUAUAGUGAAUGCAUAAACAGGCAUGUUACCAACAAACAAACAUUUAUCUGUCUCCAACAACUGCUCCUCUGUUGUCAGAGAUAGACCCUGCCGCAGCUGAACAGGAGGGGAGGGACUCUACUGUCUCACUUGCAGACAUAACUGUUCAUGAAUCCCAAAUAAUGAAGUUGAUGUAAUUCAUCACGUAUAUUUAUCUGUUGAAAUCAAAAUUUUUGUGCACAUUAGGUACAUCUCUAGUAGGGACAUGAUUGGCUGGAACGAUUUUUCAGAGUGAUUGCAGAGCGAGGGGCAGUGUAAUACGGUCUGUGUGUAGCUGGUGUAGGGGAGUAUUGCGCAGGACAGCAGAUAUGAGUAAAUUAAGGUACUUUACUCAAAAUAUACAAAUGCGAUACAAUAAAGAGAGCCCCCAUUAACGGACCUUACUCCAUACAAACAAUUACUCACAAACAGACUACUGGGAACGGAGGGUUAAAUAAAUGAACAAGUAAUUGGGGGAAUGAAACCCGCUGUUUAAUUUAACUAGGCAAGUCGGUUAAGAAAAAAAUCUUACUUUCAAUGUUCAGGGGCAGAAUGACAGAUUUGUACCUUGUCAGCUCGGGGAUUUGAACUUGCAACCUUUUGAUUACUAGUCCAACACUCUAACCACUAGGCUACCCUGCGAUUAACAGAUUGUGUGUUUGCCGAUGUGUAAGACAAAGACAAAACAAAUGGAAAAUGAAAAGUGGACCAGCGAUGCUUUGAAGGCCGGUGCUGGAUCUUCUCUCAGAAUAUUUUACAUACUGAUAGUUGACAAUGCGUGAUGACAAUUUCACCAAAUGUUUAAAAUCUUACCUAAUGCAGCUUUAACAUGAAAGCUUACUUUAAUUAGAUAAUCUAUUUCCAUCUUUGAAUCUGAGGCCGGCAUUAGCGUUGUAUGUUAAUAAAAUCAAAUCUUAAACUACUCAUCUUGCUAAGUGAAAAAAUAAUGUUGAACAAUGUUACUACUAAUUAACUGCACAUUUCAUGGAACAAAUGUUUCCCAAAUGAUGAAACUGUUGAUUUACUGGUCAUUAUUUGUAGUUGAUCAGAAUAUAUGACAUGGUGUUUUGUAUUCACAUUGUUCACUUUGGCCUGCUAUUGUUUGUGUUUUCACAUGGUUGACGUUGGCCUGCCCUGCUGAUCCUGUGUAAUAUGUGUUCUGAUAUUUCAAAGCAGCGACUUUGUUUGGGGAGGUUACGUGACGCACACUCAAACUCAACAUGGCAACCACACUGAAAACAAUCGGUGGUGGAGGAGGCAUUCCAUUUGAAUUCCAUGGUAUGAAAAACGGUGCCACCCUCAAGAAGAUUGGAGUGGCGGUGGAAGGCUGGCAGGUCAAAGCUGUGCGGGUGGAGCUUACCGACGGGCGCGUUGCGACCUUUGGAGAAGCGAAAACUUUCAUUGAGUUUGAGUUUGGCCUCGGCGAGCGCAUCACCAAGCUGUCUCUGUGGGGUAACGGCGCCGGCACACGUCUGGGUGCCAUCAAGUUCAAGACGAGUAAGGACCGGGAGUUCUUUGAAAAAAUGACCAGCUGGGGACUGAAGACUGAGUACACCAUAGAUGUGGGGUCUGGAAUCUGCCUGGGGCUGCAGGGCAGGUCUGGCUCGGAUAUCGACUGCAUGGGCUUCGUCUUCCUCAACGCUGUCAAGUCGACCGUGCUGACUGACAUGAAGUAUCCCACCCUGUCCCUCUUCAAACCCCAGGUGACACCAGAAUAUGUGAAAUCCAUUUCUCACCACAACGACACCUCCUUGGUUCAAGAAGAAUCUGUUACAUACAGCAAAACCGUGACCAAGACUUCCUCCUGGUCCGUCAGCAACAAGAUAGAGUCCACCUUGGAAGUGACUGUCAAAGCGGGGAUCCCGAAUCUGGUCGAGCUGUCAUCAGGGUUCAGCUUGACCUUGGGAGUGGAGCAUUCCUCCAGCCUGGAGAAGUCAGAGUCCAUAACAGAAUCGGAUACCAUCAACGUGAAGAUCCCACCAGGGAAGACCAUGGAUGUUGAGAUCACAGUGGGGAAAGCAAAUAUCGACCUCGACUACGAGGCCGUAGUGAAAAUCACCUGCAUGAAUGGCAGUCAGCUGGUCUUCCCAUCCAAAGGCAUCUACACUGGUGUGACUUACACUUCAGCGAGGGUAUCCACAAAGGAGAUAUGAGACAAGUGUAUGACAUCAUGAAUAGUAUGCACAGUGAUAGAAAUUGACACCAUGACUAAAUCUUUGUGUGCCUUCUCUGUUAUUAUGAUCAUCUUUGAGUAAUUCUAAUUGAACCAUGUUGCCUCAGCUCUUUAUUUCUGUCUCAGCAGAGGGUAUAACAACAGGUGGGUCAUUCCUACAAUCCGGUGCCUUUUGUGUGAAUGAUUGAGCAACAUUCACUACGAAAUGUUUUCUUACAUGCUUAGGCACCAUUUACCAUAAAAAACAAUGUUAUGUAACUGUAAUAAAUUUCAUUUAUAAUAACGAA